AAACGCGCCCCGCGGGUGGCGGUGGCGGUGCGGGGCAGGUGGAGAUGAAAUUCCCGGGCUCUGUCCUUGUCUCCCUCGUCCUCUUCGUGGCCGAGACGGUGGCCGCGUUGUGUCUGAGCGGGACGUACCGCUCUGCGGGGGACCGCAUGUGGCAGUGGCUGACGCUGCUUUUCGCCCUCCUGCCCUGCGCGCUGGUGCAGCUCAGCUUGGUCUUCAUCCACCGCGACGUCAGCCGUGACCGCCCGCUGGUGCUGCUGCUGCACCUCCUGCAGCUGGGGCCCCUCGUCAGGUGUGUGGAAGUCUUUUACAUUUACUUCCACGCCGGCAGAGUGGAGGAGCCCUACGUCAGCAUUACAAAGAAGAGGCAGAUGCCCAAGGAUGGAUACUCGGAGGAAAUCGAGAAGGAGGUGGGGCAGGCCGAAGGCAAGCUCUGCACCCACAGGUCUGCCUUCAGCAGGGCCUCCGUGAUUCAGGCGUUCCUGGGCUCGGCGCCCCAGCUCACGCUCCAGCUCUACAUCUGCGUCCUGCAGCAGGAGAUCACAGCUGCCAGAAGUAUUUUUAUGGUCCUUUCUCUCCUGUCAAUUGUAUAUGGUGCCUUACGCUGCAACAUCCUGGCUAUUAAGAUUAAGUAUGACGAUUAUGAUGUCAGCGUGAAACCGGUCGCCUACCUCUGCAUAUUCAUGUGGAGAAGCUUUGAGAUUGCUACACGGGUUACAGUGUUGGUCCUUUUCAGUUCUGUGCUCCAAAUCUGGAUUCUCCCUGUUGUGCUAUUGAAUUUCUUUGGAUUUUUCUUCUACCCAUGGAUUCUCUUCUGGCAAAGCAAGUCCCCGUUUCCAGAGAACAUAGAGAAGGCAUUGAGCAGGGUUGGCACUACCAUCGUCUUGUGCCUUCUCACCUUCCUGUACGCUGGCAUUAACAUGUUCUGCUGGUCUGCAGUGCAGGUAAAGCUCAAUGAUCCUGACUUAAUUAACAAGUCCCAAAACUGGUACCGACUGACUGUGUAUUACAUGCUGCGCUUCAUCGAGAACGCCUUCCUCCUGCUGAUGUGGUACAUCUAUAAAACAGAUAUCUACUUGUAUGUCUGCGCCCCCUUGUUAGUCUUGCAGCUCCUGAUAAGUUACUGCAUGGCUAUCCUCUUCAUGUUGGUGUUCUACCAGUUCUGCCAUCCCUGCAAAAAGCUUUUCUCAUCCAGUAUAUCUGAAGGUUUGCUGUCCUGCUUCAAAUUUCUCUGCUUUGUUUGCAAGCCUCACAAAUCCACUAUACUGCCAGACAAGGCAGAGGUGGUGAAGCCUCCUGAAUGUACUGAUGAAUCAUGGGGCAGUAGCAAGACAAUAGAUUCUCAAAAGGGGAAUCCUCAUCAAAGUGUUUCUUCCAAUGCCUAGUACAACUGGAAGUGAGUAGGUGCCUUUGGAAGGUGGCAGAUCACCUGUCCUGGAAGCAUUGUGUAUCUUGGACCUUUGUGUCUUAUGGAUGGAUUUUUUUCCCUUCUUGCAGGUGUAGCACUGCAUGGCAACUGACAAGCAUACCUUUGUGGAAAACUUUGUGUAAGGGUGCAUGUAUCUGUGUGUGUUUGUAUAGGGAGAGCAAUCAUGUUUUUUGUGUGUAGACUUCUGUUUCAGAGUUUAUUAUCAUGGGCUCAUCUUGAAAUCGUCCUUCAAAAACUAGCCUGAUGCUCAUCUUACUCAGGAAGUCUGAGGAUGGAAGGAAAUGUGUUUUAUUUUAGAUAGGAUGUCCUUGUGGCAUGCCACCUUAGCAUGGAAACAGACCAUAUAACUUCACUGCAUAGAGGCUGUAGCUGUGGUCUGCUUUGAUCAAACUGCAGACUUUUCCCCCACUCUAAUCAGUGUAAUAAAAUAAUACUUCUCUCUGUGGUAUAAGAAUUGGACUUCUACAAUGCACUGUAGCCGAGGUUGCCAAGAAACAGCCAAUUAGCCACUGUUAAUAGUGAACUGUGACUGUUACUGAGGAUGGAGGGGUUGGUUAUUGGCUUUGCACUGUUUUAUCCUUCACGUUUGCUGCUUGUUAGUAAGGGAAUUAAAUUUAACACAUGAAUUGUGAUGUUCUGGAAUAGCUGGUUUUCCUGACAUCAUUUAUCUGAUAAUCUGUGGUGUUCUGGUGUUAGGAUGGUGUUCCCUUUAUGUAACUUCAAAUAUCUAGAAGUUAGGCAGAUAGUGUCAACUAGUCAUGUAGGUGCUCUCCAGAGGGUAUCUCCAGGGAUAAUUCAACCCAUCUUUAAAUGCUCUCUAAGGCACACAAUAAGAAUCAUUCUCUGGAGGCCUAUUACUCAGUGUUAACUAGAAACCUUGACAAUUAGUUUUCACUAUCUGUCUCUCUUUUAGAUGGUUGAAGAGAUGAACACUCCCCUGACUGUCAGGGAGCUGAUGCCAUACCAAGCAGGCAACUUAGUGACUUCUUGUGUGGGGAUAGAAGACACUGAGUCCUUUUUGAGGCUGUGAUAUGUUAUGGUUAGUUUUAUAGAAGCAGUUUAAAACCCUAUGAUUUCUUUACCUCAGAAGUAUCACAGGCUUGAAAUCUGGAAGAGGAAAUGGAAGUGGUUGUCUUUUUUCUUCUAUGCACUGUAUCAUCACAAAUAAGGGUUUCUGUUGCUGAGAAAGAUUUAGAAGGUGAACACUCAAGGAUUUAGUGGAAAUACACAAACCCAAUUGUAUUUGCAAAAAUUAAAUGAAAGCUUUUUGCACUUUCUUUGCUUAGCACGUUGUGUUUCUUUUGAAUAUUACACAUUGUGGCUGCUAGUAGAAACAAGCAAUUUGUGACCCAACAAACACCUGCUAGUGUCCUAAGCUAUAAGUUUUUGGCCCUGAAGGUGAGAUCUAAUGAACUAGAAACAGUUUGUCUUAAACACGUUCUGUGCUCUCAUGUUCAUAAUUUCUUAAGUUCCUACUUUGACAGAGCAAACAAAGUGUCAGGGAAUAAACAUUUACUCAUUAAACUUCUUAAACCUCUUUCA
Pogoniulus pusillus (Red-fronted tinkerbird) is the source of this 2968-nucleotide messenger RNA. RefSeq names its product X-linked Kx blood group antigen, Kell and VPS13A binding protein (gene XK). The coding region runs from base 45 to 1382 and encodes 445 amino acids. NCBI's taxonomy places the organism in Eukaryota, Metazoa, Chordata, Aves, Piciformes, Lybiidae. The transcript has 3 exons. The record is from RefSeq and is a predicted model, not a curated record. Gene Ontology annotation, cellular component: membrane.